This is a messenger RNA of Camellia sinensis, 690 nucleotides long. Lineage: Eukaryota; Viridiplantae; Streptophyta; Magnoliopsida; Ericales; Theaceae. The record is from RefSeq and is a predicted model, not a curated record.
AUGAAGCCACCCUCGUUUAAAGGAGGAAUCGAACAAAUGAAGGCUGAGGCAUGGGUGUUGGGGAUCGAAAAGUUGUUCGAAGUCUUUCCUUGUACUCAAGUCCAAAAGGUGCAGCUUGCUGCGUCCACUCUUGAAGAUGAAGCACGGAGGUGGUGGAUGCUUACCAGGACAGUGCACCAGGGAUUAACAUGGGAUAGAUUCUUGGAGCCAUUUUAUGAUAAAUAUUUUCCCCAGAGUAUGCGAGGCAAGAAGGUGACCGAAUUCGAAACAUUGAGACAAGGAAAUAAAACUGUUGCUGAAUAUGAAGCUCAAUUCGCGGAACUAGCCCAGUUUGCACCUCACAUGGUGGAUACAGAAUAUAAGAAGGCGCGAAAAUUUGAAGGAGGAUUGCGGGGUACUAUUCUGGACCGAGUUAAUGUGUUGAAGUUGCCUACCUAUGUGGAUGUGUUAGAAAGGGUUGUUAUUGCAGAAGGGAAUAUUGCUGCUCAGACUCGGAUUUCCGAAUGGAAAGGAAAGAAGCAGAACAAUCAAUGGGUUAAAGGGUCAAGUACUCCACCAAACAAGAAGCAAAAUUCAGGGACCUCCAGCACUACUACUCCUACUCAAAAUUCAGCUCCUGUGUCCAGAAUGUGGAAUGAGACACCGUGGAAUCUGUCACCGAUUGUCUGGAGCAUGCUUCCGGUGUGGUAA